Messenger RNA from Pocillopora damicornis (cauliflower coral), 885 nucleotides. RefSeq lists its product as uncharacterized. Lineage: Eukaryota; Metazoa; Cnidaria; Anthozoa; Scleractinia; Pocilloporidae. The record is from RefSeq and is a predicted model, not a curated record. Gene Ontology annotation, molecular function: protein binding.
GCCUCCCUUUGAUGCCCGGUCAUGCGGAACUGACUCACAGGUACGUCCUAAAAAGAAUAGAAACGUCACUUAAACGGUUUAAAGUAUUUUUAGUUGUCGAAAUCAUACGAAAGGACUAUUUAAACAGGACCUAGGAACUGAGCAAACUGAGUGAAUUCAGAAGUCUUCAGCGCGGUCGAGCGAAGAAGAGAUGAACAUGUCUGCCUCGGUGAUAAUUCAGUUACUAUCCAUGGCUCUGUGCGUAUUAAUGAUGAACUCUAGUAUACAAGUGCAAGCAAGACCUAGGAUUUCAUCAGUCUCUCUAUUCCAUGGGAUGAUAAAUUCUUCAGGGAAAAGAACCGUCAAUACGAGUCAAGAUCGGCGUAUGGUUCACGGCGCAAAAUCAGAGAAAACUACAUACUUAACUUCAGCGACCCAAGGAGAACAUGUUGAACAGUUCAAGAGAAGGUUUCCAAAGAGUAUGAAAGACAAUCAGUGUAUAAAGAAAUUUGAUCAUCAUCUAAUUUAUAAUUAUGUCUUUGAGAUACCACAUUGCAAAAAGGAUUGUAAAGAGAAAGUAAGGUUUGUAACUUUCUCAAAUGGCAAGAUUCUAUCAGUGGCUUACGACUGUGUCAAAAGCUAAAUCGUAAUGUAAAAUGUGAUCCCUAAAAAAAAAAAUUUAUGGUAAUAUAUAUUCUAAUUUAUCAAACGAAAAUAAUCCUUAGAGCAAAAGAUAAAAGGUAAAUUAGAAAACGUUGUUAGUUUCAUGUUAUCUGUUCUCGUGUGAACAGUUAAGAGCAUUUUUUUUUUAAAUUUCCAACUACAAUGUGCUAUUAAAAAUUUGCUACGAAUGUAGGUAUCUGACUCUUUUUUAGACUUGAAUUAAAAUAUUCUUAGUUUUAUUAG